CACAUUCUGAACAGACUCCCAACUUUUCGCUCUCGAAAAUGACAAGUCCACCUCCCAUGACCUAGAGAAAGAAGAAUCCCCGAGUUCGUUUCCAGUUUCUCACCCUUGGGCCUGGACAUGUCGACGAUGUCGUUCAGAGGAAGCACAUGGCGGCUUUUCCUGGUUGGCUUUAACGCGCCCGCUUAUGCCUGCUCGUCAAUAACCGCACCAACAAAUCCCUUGCGCCUCAAACCUUCAAGCCUCCACAUUCACCAUGCGCCCGUGCAUGUGUACUCCCACUCUUUCCCAUCUCAUCCUGCGGCAGGAGAGAUGUGCAAAUACAGAGAUUCCGCUGACGAUCCUCGAAUUCCCAUCAUGCACGUCUGCCCGCACGCUCAUGUCUUCGCUACAAAGGUGACGUGCAGCUGGUGCAGCCGCGAAAGAUGGGUGCAGCCAACCAAAUCUCCGACGAUCGAGAGGGAGAAUCAAUGCAGUGGGGCAGGGGUGUCUCGAUCAUGGUUCGCUGAAUCACCCUCAGGAAACGCCAAGCCUCAACGUCCUUUGCAUGCCUGCCCGUCCCCACCUCAGCCAGCCCAAUCCUCGCGGAAGCGGUUACGAAGCUCGAUACGGGAAAUUGGGUGCAGUAGCGUGUGGUAGUGGCAGUUGAGUCCUAAGGCAUAGCGCAAGGCUUGUCAUUUGCGCGGAAGGGGGAAAGCGGAAGCUAGUGAAGUGAUUCAGCCGUUCAUCGAUGGAGAGCGAGCUCCUCUCGUAGCCUGGGCGUGAGGAGAAAUGCAAGGUAGCGGCGAAGUCCGAGAUCCUGGGUUGCAACUGUUGUUCUCACCGAUGAGGCUGGAGGUUCGGAGAGCGGAGAGUGCAGUGGAAGGUGAAAGUUCAAUUCCAGAGCUACCUAAGUGUGUGUAAAUGA
This is a messenger RNA of Westerdykella ornata, 904 nucleotides long. RefSeq lists its product as uncharacterized. NCBI's taxonomy places the organism in Eukaryota, Fungi, Ascomycota, Dothideomycetes, Pleosporales, Sporormiaceae. The coding region runs from base 118 to 636 and encodes 172 amino acids. The record is from RefSeq and is a predicted model, not a curated record. The transcript is spliced from 3 exons.